This is a messenger RNA of Phalaenopsis equestris, 516 nucleotides long. Its product is annotated as cellulose synthase A catalytic subunit 4 [UDP-forming]-like. The transcript has a single exon. The annotation marks the transcript as partial. Gene Ontology annotation, molecular function: cellulose synthase (UDP-forming) activity. The record is from RefSeq and is a predicted model, not a curated record. Lineage: Eukaryota; Viridiplantae; Streptophyta; Magnoliopsida; Asparagales; Orchidaceae. Gene Ontology annotation, cellular component: plasma membrane; trans-Golgi network. Gene Ontology annotation, biological process: plant-type primary cell wall biogenesis; cellulose biosynthetic process.
GUCAUCGGCGGCGUCUCCGCCCACCUCUUCGCCGUCUUCCAAGGCCUCCUCAAGGUCCUCGCGGGCAUCGAAACCAACUUCACCGUCACCUCCAAAUCCUCCGACGACUCCGAUUUCGGCGAACUCUACCUCUUCAAGUGGACCACUCUCCUCAUCCCCCCCACCACUCUCCUCAUCAUCAACAUGGUCGGCCUCGUCGCCGGAGUUUCCGACGCCAUCAACAACGGCUACGGCUCUUGGGGUCCCUUGUUCGGGAAGUUGUUCUUCGCCUUUUGGGUCAUUCUGCAUCUCUAUCCUUUCCUGAAGGGAUUGAUGGGGAGGCAGAACAGGACGCCGACGAUUGUCGUGCUGUGGUCGGUGCUGCUGGCCUCCAUUUUUUCUCUGGUUUGGGUUAGGAUUGAUCCUUUCUUGCCGAAGCAGAAGGGCCCUAUUUUGAAGCAGUGUGGGGUUGAGUGUUGAUUCAAGUUCAUGAUUAUUGUAGAUGUGGUGUGUAGAUAUAUAAGUAUAGGAUUUAUG